GCGAUGCAGAGUUCAGCCUGAGAAGAAGAAGUUCCCGUGGAGGACCAUCUCCUGGCUGUGACAGCAGAAUGAAGCUGCUUCAGUUCCUCUGCAUCCUCCAGCUGAGCUCUCUGUCUCCAGCUCUUCUUGAUGCUUCCACUCCAGAUCGUGGGGUCCAAGUGGCACCUGAAGACAUGGACGACGACCCUUAUGUUCAUCACCUCGGCAGCACAUGCAGGUGGACUCUCAGGAUGCCUGGAGACAGGAGUGGGGAGGCGGUUCCACUCCCACCGGACUUUUUAGACACUCUGACUGAGUGGAUCUGCCAGGACCUUAAAUGUGGAAGAGUGUAUUCUGUGAAUAAAUUCAACCUGCCUCCCAAAGACAAGUGCUUCCAGGACUGUGUGUAUCAGGACCAGCGUCUACAGAACUGCUCAGAGACGUUUACUCCAGGAUGCAUCGCGCUCACAGAAGUGGUUUGUGGUCAUCAGUCUGUUCGGCUGAAGGGACACGAGGAUCAGUGUGCCGGGCGGGUGGAGGUAUGGAAGGACGGGAACUGGGGCACGGUGUGUGACGACAGAUGGGACCUGAAUAAUGGCGACGUGGUUUGCGAACAGCUGGACUGUGGGGUCGCUCUGAGGGUGACGGGUCAGAAUGGAUUGUUCCCUCCAGGGAGCGGACCGAUUCACCUAGAAGAGCUGAACUGCACCGGGAACGAGCAGAACCUGUGGUUCUGUCCGGGUGUCCAGGAAAACUCCAUCUGUGGACACAAAGAGGAUGCCGGUGUGGUGUGUUCAGAUUCAAAGGCGUUUUUUGGAGAAACCACAGAAGGUGUGACUGAGUUGAUGACCACAGCUCGUCCCGUCGGCGUUCUGUCGCCUGAACGUCUCAGCAUGGUGGUUCUGGCUCUUGGCCUGCUUGUUUUUGCCAUCUUGAAUUUGGUUCUCUGCUGCCUUUACAGGCGACGGCACGUCUUGCUCCUGCAGCAGACUCGCUCCAAGCAGGCGGGGCCCAGCGAUCCUCCUCAGAACCUCUACAAGGUGAACCAGAACCUGGUGAGAGCCGGAACCGACCCGCUGCAGGCCACCGUCCCGUCCGAGUCCAGGACCGUGUGGAGCCGGACCAGGAGAGCGGACAGCGGUCCGGGAGACCCGGACUGUGAGCCGUCUGUCAGGAUGUCCACCUUUCACAAUUCUCAGAGAUACAGAACAGACCUAAAGCCUUCAGCUCUCAGCAGCCUGAGUGAGGAAGGCUCCGGCGCAGCCGCAGACGGUCGAACAUCCGGGAUCUCGGAGGAUUCCUUUGACUCGUCCAGCACCUCGUCUGGCGAAUGCUACGAAAACGUGACUCCCAGCCAGAACCCGACCCGGUCAGUGACAUCAGAACCGGGUCAGAACCGGGCUGGGAGCCCGCCACCCUACACAAACACUGGUUUCCAGUUUGCGCUGAGAGGGAAGGGGGCGGAGCCAAGCUCAGGUGAUGAUGAAGAUGAGGAUGAUUAUUGUCCUGUGAGCCCAGACUGAAAGCCUUCAUCUGAUGAUGAUGAUGAUGAUGAUGAUGAUGAUGAAGACCUCCCCCCAGGAACAUUCAUGGAUUCAUCUUCAGAUUGUUCGUUUUUUUAUUCCUGACCACAAAUUGGAUCAAACUUUGGUCCAAUCAGCAGAGAGGAGCAAACUGAGCGCUCAGUGAGUCAGGAGGCGGAGCCAGUCCGGCAGCCAUGUUGAAGGACAGUUGGGUUUCAUGGUUGGUGGAAAACGGCCGUCUGCAGCUCAGAGUCACAUUUGAAUCAGGAUUUAUUUACUGUCCAAUGAUUUGAACUCUUGUUUCAGAUCCCAUCAACUUCUUUUCAUUGUUUUGAACGUCUCAGAUUUUUAGCAGAAUCUCCUUUGGUCAUUUUCUCAUCAAAGCUUUUCUCCAUCUGAAAUGUUUCAUGUUUAACUGUUUUGCUUACAGGUGAUGACACUUUAAAACAUAUUCAGUGGAUUUGAUUUUAUUCUUUUAAAUCAUGCAAACUCCUCAGCUCAAAAUAAAAGGUUCAAAACUCAAAAU
This is a messenger RNA of Gambusia affinis (western mosquitofish), 2028 nucleotides long. Its product is annotated as T-cell differentiation antigen CD6-like. The transcript has 12 exons. Bases 69 to 1502 code for a protein of 477 amino acids. Gene Ontology annotation, cellular component: membrane. The record is from RefSeq and is a predicted model, not a curated record. Lineage: Eukaryota; Metazoa; Chordata; Actinopteri; Cyprinodontiformes; Poeciliidae.